AUGGUGACACCCGACGAACAGAAAAUCAUCAAUUCCCUCCAGGCCAACUGGAUCUGGACACCAGAUUGGGUUGAUUCGUCGCGAGUCAAUACGACGGGGCGGAUUGUCCAUUUCAGUCGUGAGCUUGACCUGCCGGAAAGUCCCACCCGCGCUGAGUUACAUUUCUCUGCGGAUACGCGAUAUAAGCUCUAUGUCAAUGGAGUCCGGGUCGCUGUCGGGCCAGCGCGCAGCAGUCCGUGGAUCUGGUACUAUGACACGCUCGAUAUCGCACCGUAUCUCAGCCGUGGACGGAAUGUGAUUCGCUUCGUUGUGGUGCGAUACUUCGCAUCCUCGCGCGGCGCCAUGCCAUUUGAGAGGACCACGCUGCCGGGAUUGACUGUCGUGGGCUCUAUAGAGGCAGGCAGUAACGUUGUAGAGCUCGAUUCACAUAAGGGAUGGCAGGCACAAGUGGAUGAGAGUAUUCAGUUUCCAAUGGGCCUGAUAGAUGACGGAUUCCUACACAUAUACGAACGAGUCGCUCCGACGAUACAUAGCCCAUCAGUGACCCCAAAGGCGUAUGGGAUCAAAACACUGAAUGGCGAUCUCCCACCCUGGCGAUUGCGUCCGCGCGGGAUCCCAAUGCCCGAUCAGACCCCCAUCGUUGUGAACGUGGUACGUGCCUGCGAGAGUUAUAUUAGUGCGGAGGAGUGGUCAUCUUGCUUGUCUGGGGGUGGCCCCUUGACUCUUCGUGGACGUUCUUCACAUAUGCUUGAACUGCAGGCCGACACACACUCAACAGCCUUCCUCCGAUGGGCUUUUCAAGGUAUCACAAACGCGUCGCAGAUAACGCUGAAAGUGACGUACUCGGAGGGGUAUGAGCUAGAGCCUCGGUCCUAUCCGUACUUUCGCAAGAAGACAGAUAGACUAGAUGCAAAAGCUGGUCAUCUCAUUGGUCCUUAUGACGCAGUCACCUUGGAUAUCCCUGACACGCAAACCGUGGCGUACGAGCCAUUUUGGUUCCGAACAUUUCGCCUUCUACGCCUUGAGAUCAUAGUGGGAGAAGAACCGGUCCGCAUGCUUCCCUUGGAGGCGACACAAGUGAACUAUCCCCUCGCCGUCAAGGCCAGUUGGACCGAGCUUGGCGAUGAAUACAGCGAACGGAUAUGGGACGUGUCCAUUCGCACCAUGCGAAACUGCAUGUUUGACGGGUACUCGGACUGUCCGUUCUAUGAGCAGCUUCAAUACUCUGGCGACAGUCGUGCCGUCGGCUUGUUUCACUAUCUACUCUCCGGUGAUGACCGGCUGAUGCGACAAGCGAUCACAAACUUUGCAGCGUCAGUCACCUUUGAGGGUCUUACUCAGUCUCGCUUCCCCUCUCAUGUCCCCCAGCUUAUUGCUGGCUUUCCGUUGUAUUGGGUCCUGCAGGUCUGCGAUCACCAUCUCUACUUCGGCGACACUCGCUUUGCCCGUUCGUUCCUCCCUCGGAUCGACGGCGUCCUCGACUUCUUCGACGUACACAUUGACACCUUGGGCCUUGUAAGCGGGUUACCUGAGGAUGUGUGGCAGUAUGUCGACUGGGUCACGACCUGGGGUGCGACGGAGGAUUAUCCGGACAAAGGGGUGCCCACCUCCGGUCGCAAAUCUAACCGCCAUACAUACUUCAGCAUGCUGUACGCUUAUGUCCUCCAACAGGCUGCGCGGCUGGUUCGCGACGUUGGCCGACCGGGCUAUGCAGAGGAGUACGAAGCACGGGCGGCCGCGCUGCAACAAGCCAUUCGAGCACACUGUUACGAUGGACACUUCUUCACCGAUUCCACGGCCGAUAUCGCUGACGAAAUGUCUUACUCACAACAUUGUCAGGUCUUUGCGGUUCUGUCCGGGACAGCGCGACCGGAGGAUCAUGCCCGCCUUCUGAUGGAAUCAUUCGCAGACUCCCGCUUCGCAAAAUGCUCGUACAUGAUGCGAUUCUAUGCCCUUCGUGCAUUGUCCCUUGCUGGCGAUCAGGUCUACGAUAGCUUCUGGCCCCAGCUGUGGGACCCGUGGCGCAAUAUGCUGGCCAACAAUUUGUCAACCUGGGAGGAGGACGACGUCCGGCAGCGGUCGGACUGUCAUGCGUGGUCUAGUGUGCCCAUCUAUGAGUAUUGCACGGAACUGGCCGGCAUUCGACCGAUCGCACCGGGGUCGAGUAAGAUUCUCUUCAAGCCACGUCUUGGGCUCAGUGAUGCAAUACAAGCCAAGGUUGCGCUGGGUAAGGACAAUGUUGCAACCAUAUCGUGGACCAUGGGAGGCGGUGGUGAGAAGAAUGUCGAGCUACGACUCGAAAAGCCGGUCGAAAUUGUCAGUCAGUUGCCUGGGGGCCUUGAGGAGGAACACGGCGUCACCGACUGUGUAAAGCUGGUUCACAAAGCUGGGUGA
Molecule: messenger RNA, 2394 nt
Organism: Aspergillus oryzae RIB40
Lineage: Eukaryota; Fungi; Ascomycota; Eurotiomycetes; Eurotiales; Aspergillaceae
Product: putative rhamnosidase B
Exons: 4
Coding region: 1-2394 (797 amino acids)
Biological process (GO): carbohydrate metabolic process
Source: RefSeq, a predicted model, not a curated record